Molecule: messenger RNA, 2720 nt
Organism: Toxotes jaculatrix (banded archerfish)
Lineage: Eukaryota; Metazoa; Chordata; Actinopteri; Toxotidae
Product: active breakpoint cluster region-related protein
Exons: 22
Coding region: 101-2590 (829 amino acids)
Biological process (GO): signal transduction; positive regulation of GTPase activity
Cellular component (GO): membrane
Molecular function (GO): GTPase activator activity; guanyl-nucleotide exchange factor activity
Source: RefSeq, a predicted model, not a curated record
UUAACAGAAAGAGGAAGUUUUAUGUCACCAGCUGUGCGUGCUCGCAUGCUGGGUCUCCAGAGCUCAGCCUGCGCUGUAAGGAGAAGACCUCUGAGCUCUGAUGGACGUAUACCGGGAGGCUGUGGGUUAUCUGGAGUCACAACACAUACCAGUAGAGGAAGCAGAGAUGGAUGUCUUGGAGGAGGAUGUGUUUCAGGAGGAGGCAGUGUCCUGUCUUCUCUCCCCUCUCCAAGCAGAGAGCAUAGACUUCCCGGACACCCCUACGUCAUGCAGCCUGGAGGAGAUGUUGGAGAGGAGGCUUGUGGUUCUGAAGGGCAUCCUGGAGAGUGAGGAGGUUUAUCUCAGAGAGCUGGAGGCACUGCUGAUGCCCAUGAAGGCUCUGCGGGCCUCUGCUGGGACCUCCCAGCCGGUUCUGUCCAGUCGAGAGGUCCAGACUGUUUUCUACCAGGUGCCUGAGCUCAGGGACAUGCACCAAAGCUUCUACACUGGCUUGAAGGCUCGGCUGAACGCUCACUGCCAAACAGAUUCGAGCCCGGGUGAGGAAAAAGAAAUGAGCCACACGGGCUUUGAGCUGAUGGUGGGGGACCUGUUUCUGAAAAUGGUGAAUCAGAUUGGUGUGUACGGUGGUUUCAUUGGAAACUACGAGGAAGCUCUUGAAGUUGUUCAGAAGUGCACGCAGUCAGACCCACGCUUCCGAACUCUGGCUGAGAGCAUGAUGUCAACCAACGGUGCAGACAGAGCUCGAACCACAUACACAUUUGAAGCUCUACUGUACAGGCCUUUGGACAGAGUGACCAAAACCACACUUGUGCUGCGUGACCUCCUUAAGACGACACCAGUGGAGCAUGGAGAUUACAUAGCCUUACAGGAAGCCUUGAGAUUGUCCCGCAGCUUCCUGUCAGGUGUCAACGAGAGUUCGCAGUGCAAACGGGAGGUCAUGCUCAGUCAUGGCAUGAGACGUCAACUGAUGCGUGAUGGCUUUGUGGUGGAUAUGAGCGAGGGGGAGCGCAGCUUGCGUCAUCUCUUUCUUUACACCGACCUCCUGUUGUGCACCAGAUUCAAACAUGCAACUAGAGGGAAGCAGGAUCAGUACAGGUUCUGCUGGUACCUGCCUCUCGCUGGUCUCAAACUGCACUGGGUUGCAGAUCAGGAGCGACCGUCCGACACACACCUCCGCUUACACACCAUAAGAACCAAGACGUACUUCCUCCGACAGCAGCUACAACAACAAGCAAAGGGAACCAGGGGCGCCAUCUUGGCAGCUCGUAACAGGAAGAAGCUGGAGCAAAUGGAGCUGAUGCUGCUGGCACACUCCCCUGUUUACAGGCUGGAGCUGCACAGCCCCAGUGAUAAGAGUCACACUCUCCUCUUCUCCUCAUUAUACGAACUUGAAGAAUGGAGAGAGGCCAUUCAUAAACUCACCACAGAUAACAUAGAAACUGUCCCUCCAGACUUGCUCACUCUCACUGGUGCAUGUGUGAAACUGAGAAUGACCCAGCAGCCACCACUACAAAGCUCCAACACUGAGGACAAGGAGUCAUUGUGUGGGACUCUGAGUGUGGCGAUUCACUCUGCCUGUGGCCUGCAGCAACCAAGCUGUGUUUAUGUUUGUGUGGAAGUGGAUGGCUAUGAGUUUUACGACAAACAGGCCCAAACACACUCUUCGGUCUGCAGCCUCAACCCACACUGGGACCAGGAGCUGUCUUUCCAGGUGGACGGGGCUCAGAGCCUGAGGGUGCUCUGUGUGAGUCAGUCUGAAAAGCAGGAUGAUACUGUGCUGGGAAAAACUACGUUAAGGUUGGACACUAAUUCCCUGAACAAGCGAUGGAGGAGACAGACCCUGCAGCUUGGCCAAGUGGAGGUGACCCUGUCCCUUAAGUACAGUCCCCACCCGCUUGAGCCGCCCAGCUCCACAGCUCAACAACAGCCUGUCUUCUGUGUCCCUAUUGAAACUGUGGCCCAGCAGGAGGGAGUGCUGGUUCCCCAUGUGGUGCGAUGCUGUGUGGAGGAGCUGGAGAGGAGAGGCAUGGAUGAGGUGGGAAUCUACAGGAUUUCAGGAACCGCCAGUGAAAUCGGCAUGCUCAAGGCUGCGUUCAACAGCAAUCUGCGUGAAGCAGUAACCAGGCUGAGAAGUGCAGAGGUGAACGCCGUCUCUGGUGUUCUCAAACUCUACUUCAGAGAGCUGCCCGAGCCUCUCAUACCCACUGAGCUGUUUCAGGGUCUGGCCAGGACACUGGACAUCCAGGACAUGGACUCACGCCUCGUCUCCAUGCUGACCCUGCUACAGUCGUGUCCUGACGCGAACCGCCACACCUUCCUUUACCUCAUGCACCACCUCCAACGAGUCGCUGGGAAGCAAGACAUCAACAAGAUGUCUCUGCUGAACCUGGCUACAGUGUUUGGUCCGAGCCUGUUACGCCCCCCUGUGGCUGGACAUGGACAUUAUGACUUUGCUGUAGAUAUCUCCCAGGAGGUGGUGGUACAGGUCCAGGUGGUUUACUGCUACCUGCAGUGCAGCUACCUCCCUGAAGCCCAGAUCUCUGGGCCACACGAUGACACAGACCCUGAAGAUGAGACCACCCACAUGUGAGACCACCAUCAGUGUCAUGGCUGGCAGGAAAUGCAAAUAGUGUGUGUUAAAAAAAAAAUCUGGUCAAGAACUGUAAAACAAUAAAUAUAUUUAUUGAUGGAAAUAUGGUCUGUGUGUGUGUGUUUUAAUA